Dermacentor silvarum is the source of this 2228-nucleotide messenger RNA. Its product is annotated as RING finger protein 37-like. The record is from RefSeq and is a predicted model, not a curated record. NCBI's taxonomy places the organism in Eukaryota, Metazoa, Arthropoda, Arachnida, Ixodida, Ixodidae. Gene Ontology annotation, molecular function: ubiquitin-ubiquitin ligase activity; ubiquitin protein ligase binding. Gene Ontology annotation, biological process: protein polyubiquitination. The transcript has a single exon. Gene Ontology annotation, cellular component: nucleus. Bases 204 to 2042 code for a protein of 612 amino acids.
GCUCGUGCUCGGUUUCGUACUCGUAGCAUGAUGUUCACGUCUUCAACCUCUUCACCCGUAUUCAGUAUUUCCGGCUGCCUCUGUGUAUGUGGCACUCUUGUUUGUUCGUACCCGUUCGUACUGGGUUACUCUAAUCGUCAUCAACACCACGUUGCGGCGUUCGAUUGUUUGACCACAGACGCUGAGCUGACGCCGAAUGUGUGAUGGCCAUUGACUUCUGCAACAAAAAUGUGGGCACGCUGAUCGAGGCGGACCAGAUAUGCGCUGAUGGCUACGACGUCGACAACCUUAUUAGCGCGGACAGGCGUCGUUGCGGUUUCAUGGCCGAGUACUUUAUAAAGCCUCCCGUCACCGUGCUGCUGACGCUGCCUUGCCCGACCGAGCUGAGUUGCGUUGUGGUCGGUCUGAUUCGCGGUCCAGUCAAACUGACCGGCUUCGAGAUCUGGGUGUCGCGCACAGGUGUCGGCGCUACGUCGCCGCCACAAGACGACUUCGUACUGGUCGGCAAAAAAUACGAAGCCACGGGCGACGUCGUUCAACUGCGCAACAGGUGUUACGUUCCAAGAGGACCGUUCGCGACCCUGAUGCGAGAUGGCAAAACGCCUUCGUUUGCAUACGACUCGCAUGGAACAGGUGAAACCCUCAAGACUGCCUACUGCAAGUACGUGUGCCGGAUAAAGCUGAAACUGACCCGCGCUAUGGGCAGCGCCUCCAUUGGUCUAGGCUCCUUGCAAGUCUGGGGUCAACCGAUGGCUGCCCUUUGCAGCUUAGCUGCCCAAGACGAACUUAUUCGCCAAUUCCUUGGUACUGCCGCAACCGUCCCUAACUGUAAUCGUGAACAUUCGGCGACUGACAAACGCAGUUUACACCAGCCGUCAUCUUCUGCGUCGACUGUUCCGGAGCAGGCGAAGUCACUACCAGCAAAGAGCAAGGGGGAACAAGAGGGCGAAGUUACCAAGGGCGAGUUUCAGAUUCCAACAGACUUUCUAGACGCCUUGACUUUCGAGCUGAUGACGCAACCAGUUGUACUGCCAAGUGGCCAAAUAGUGGACCAAUCGACGUUAGAUAAACAUGUUGACACAGAGGAAAAGUGGGGUAGACCUCCAACAGACCCCUUCACUGGAAUAACGCUGACGGGCAUUAAUUGUCCCAAAAGCCUUCCUGAACUCAAGACCCGCAUCGACCACUUUGUGGUUCGCAACUUUGAGAAAUUGGGGAACAUUCCAAGGACGUUGGGAGGAAGCCCAGCCGGGACAGUGAGCAGCGCAAGACCCUCUGGUCUGAUUUUGUUAUCGCAGUCUGAACGUCCCUCAUCACGUCAGGCUUUGAAUGAGUCUGCGGAACGUGCUAGUACAAAAGAUGCAACUUGCUCAUCUCAGAACUGCCGUAGACCAAGCCAUCUUAAUGCAUUAAGCUCUCAGGGAUCAAAACCUGGUACAACUGGACUUGCAGGCAAAUUUGGUGCCGUUACUUCUUCCACUUCAAACUUGGUCACUGCGCAUUCUCGUUUUGAUAAUGUGGAUCAAAGAGCGCUACAGGGACCUCGGAUGCGCAGAAGUGCAAUUCCAAAAAUGCCUGUUUCACCCACCUCAUUGCCAAGAGCCAUGCCUGUACCACAGUCAACCAAGCAACAUGCCGCAUUCAUGUCAGAUGCAUCAUCAAGCAGCAACAAGCAGAAAAAGUUGCGAGAAGGUGAGAAACGGAAGCUUGAGGGAACAGUGAAUGCUUCCGAGGCCAAGCAACCACGAUGUGAUCUCAAAACACAUGAGGAGCGUCUUGCUGACAGCCUUUCAAGUUCUCUGGCUGAAACACUGCAGCGGAUAAGGAACAGUGCUCAGGGAAAACCAAAAGUUCAAGAAACAGACAGCGACUUGUGCUGGGCGUGUAAGGCGUCGCAGUCGACGCAUCGUGUACCGUGUGGUCACCACUUUUGCCGUGCCUGCUUAAUGAACACUGUUAGAAAUGGACAGUGUACCUGUGGCAAGCUGUUUCAGUCAUCUGAAGUUGUUAGGGUGCACUGUUCAGAACAGAAUCGAGAAUAAAACUAUAUUUAGAUAUUGAUCCGGUUUUCAUGAAGUGCUCUUCACUCACUGCAGCUGGUAUUUUGUAUUGAAAAUAGUGUGCAGCCAUCAUAACUGUGUUUUAAAGGUGAAAACCUAGUGCUUGUCCCAUCUUGUACUGUGUGUUAUAAACGAAGGCUCUCACUGCCUUUUUUGUUUACUUCUCUU